Messenger RNA from Salvelinus fontinalis (brook trout), 4043 nucleotides. Its product is annotated as G patch domain-containing protein 2-like. The transcript has 10 exons. The record is from RefSeq and is a predicted model, not a curated record. Bases 155 to 1735 code for a protein of 526 amino acids. NCBI's taxonomy places the organism in Eukaryota, Metazoa, Chordata, Actinopteri, Salmoniformes, Salmonidae. Gene Ontology annotation, molecular function: nucleic acid binding.
UAAUGCGCAAUUAACGUUAAUACUUGUUAGCCAACCACACCACAGAAUGAAUUGUGUUGACUGCUAUCGCAUAUGUACUAGCAAGCUUUAUUAGCUAGCUUUAGACGGGUCACCUUUGUUUUUGGUUAAAAGUAACCGGCUUUGAGGAGCUUUAAUGUUCCGUGAAGCUAAUUUAAAGACCAUCGGUAAAGCGGGAACCAGCUGGCACUUUAGCCGGACGAUGGACGAGCUGGUCCAUGACCUGGUGUCGGCGCUGGAGGAGAGCUCGGAGCAGGCGGCGCGGGGGGGCUUCGGGGAUGGGGGGGACCACGCGCUGGCCGUAGGCUGCCUGCUGAAGAGACAGGCCCGGAAACGUCGUGGGAGGAAGAGACGAUCUGACAACCCCCACCCACCCUGGGAGACUGGCCACCUCAGUGAGGGAUCUGAGUCCAGCCUGGACGAACACAAGGACUACCGCACCACCACAGGCGGUAUUGCCAGCAGCAACAGCCACGCCCGUGAUAACAGCGACUCUGAUGAGCAGCUGGGGCCCAAGCGCCGUACCCCCCUGAACCCCGACACAGGGCGUGCCAAGCGCCCCAUCUGGCAGGAGGACCUAGGAGGAGUGCCGGGUGCAGAGGGGUCCCGUAGUUUGAGGCGACGGCGCAAGGUCAAACGCAUGGCCGUGGACCCCCCUCUGGAGCCGGAGACCUCCAGUAGCAACACCCCCAUGCUAGGGCCCCCACCCGUCCCCAAGCCCCAUGCAGGGUGCAGGAUCCCUGGGGUGAGCGUGGCUGAAGGCAGGGCGGGGAUGGAGCUCGUUGGUGGUGGUGGGGUUGGAAGAGGGAAAAGCAGGGUAAAGAAGAGGAAACUGGCUGCCCACAGGCUGGGGCUGGAGGCGACUGAUGAAGGGGUGGUGGUGGAGAGUGAGGACGCCAUUAUGGGGCAGGCGGGGCCCAAGGACAAGAUGGAGUUUGAGGAGCAGAAGGGCUCAGACGAGGACAUGAGUGACAGUGAGACCAGCAGUGUCAGCAACAGUAGCGAUGGUGGACUGUACACCAAUGACGAGGGGAGGCAAGCUGAUGAUGAGCAGAGUGACUGGUUCUAUGAGGGGGACCUGGGGGGAGCAUGUGGGGUGGCGGGGGUGAUUCCCUGGUGGGAGAGAGAGGCAGGGGAGGAACUGGACCUGGCUGACCCUGUCUUCAACAGCAUCCUCACCGGAUCCUUCCCCAUCAUGAGCCCCGGGGCACAGAGAGGGUUUCAGGCCAGGCUGAGCUGGCUGCAUGGUGUGCACCAGGGCCACGAUUCCCAGGGCAGCCCAGGACAGGCCUUCAACGAGCGGCUGGGUCGACACCACCAGGACCCCCCCCACUCGCAUGCCCACUCACACGACCCGUGGUUUAGUCCGGGGUCUAGACGAGAACACGGACAAAUGCACUGGGACUCACGGACAGACAGAGGGCAUCGGAGGAGCUGCUCAGUGAAAACAGCCAGCAGACAGACGAGUGGUCACCUGGGGUCUCUGUGUACGGGGGAAGUCAAGAGGAGACGCAAAGCAGCACCCCUUGGCUUACCUCCACCCACGGGGGUGGUAGGUGAGAGUGUGGGGCCCAUCCCAGAGACCAACAUGGGGAACCGGAUGCUGCAGAGUAUGGGCUGGAGCCCUGGCAUGGGCCUGGGUCCGGAGGGCAGGGGAAUCAUUGAGCCUGUUCGGGCCACACAGAGACCCAAGGGAGCGGGCCUGGGUUUUAACUGAGCUCCACGCUUUAGGCCCCAAACUGAACAGGCCAGGCCAGUAGGCCUCGAUGGAGAUGGACCCUACUGAGAGCAGGGAGGAUGGUGGUCAACACUUCCUGGGAAAGAAAGACUGAUAGAGCAUCAGAGCUGGAAGAAGGAACAAAUGCAAAUGUUUUACUUAAAGGAGGACGAACAUCCUAUGAUAGGGAAAGUCACAACCCUGGUUAGAGAGGAAGUGCAUGGAGUGUUAGGGUUCCCACCAGGGCUCCUGAGUGGCGCAGCGGUCUAAGGCACUGCAUCUCAGUGCAAGAGACGUCACUACAGUCCCUGGUUCCGUAUCACAUCAUCCGCGAUGAUUGGGAGUCCCAUAGGGCGGCGCACAAUUGACCCAGUGUCAUUCGGGUUUGGCCGGGGUAGGCAGUCAUUAUAAAUAAGAAUUUGUUCUUAACCGACUUGCCUGUUUAAAUUAAGGUUAAAUAAAAUACAAAUAUUUUUUUUAAACUCAGAUUUGUACUUGAUGUCCAACAUACCAGGGAAAAGAGAAGGAAUGAAGAGAAGACAACCAGGCAUUGUAGUUGGGUUUGAUUGUGUGCUACUAGCCAGGCUAUAUAGUUGGAUUGUGUGUACUACGGUACACACUAAAAGGCUCAGUUUCACAAGAAUACAAUUUCUCUUCAAUCAAUGGUCCAUUUUCUGUAAGUAAUGGCAGAGCCAAAUGGUUGUGUGAUAUUGCACAGGAUGACCAAAAAUAUAUUUCAGGUUAAAAUAAUUGUAAGCAUCAAAAUCACUCUUAGGUGUUCAUGUGGUUGAAGUUAUAUUUGCUUAAAAAUAUUUUUUGCAAUGCCACAUUACAUUGGCAUUAUUCCAAGGUAACUAUAAUGGUAUAACCUAUGUAGCUAGUACUUACUGUGGUUAGUACAAAAAGGUGAUGGCUGAAGUGGUAGCUAAGUAGUGCAUGCGGUAAAGGUAAUUAAAUGUAUACUACUUGUAGUUACUCUGGUAUAACACUAAUGUAAGGUGUAUAUAUAUAUUACAUUUAAACUAUCAUGCUUUCUUUGGAAUAUUGGUAAGUUAUGUUACAAUGUGUAGAUGGUAUGCCUGAGGGAAGAGUGUGGUAAAUGAUUCAGGAAAUGAAUCAUGGUAUGGUUGUAAAGUAGAAUGUUCAAUUCCAGAAUAGUGUCUAUUUUAUUAAAAAGAAGCCAAACAAAAUUCAAAAGUAAUCACGCUGUACUUGCUUGGUAUGCAUGUAUAGCAAUCAUCACAUGGAAAUGCCUCCUUUCCAAUAAUGAUUCCCAGUGGUUGUGUCCAAAAUCUGGCUUGCCCAAUACUUAGUUAAAUUGCAUACUGUGUAAUAAUCGUACUACAUCUGGUAUUCUAAGUCGGGGUCGUGACCCCAAUGCAAUGGAGUCCCCAGAUUUUCUUUGGGGAGAAGGGGGACAAGAAAUGAUUGUAUGGGACAAUAUAUAAACAUUUUGAGUAAAUGUAUUUAUUGGUUCCUAUUCAUUUUGACCAGAAAGAUGGAAAUGUAAUGAGUUGAAGGUUGUUUGUUGAUGUAAAAAUCGAAAUGUACAGAUUUGAAGGUUGUUUCAUUAGAUUUGGAGUGGGAGGGGGGUUGCCAGAAAUUCUGGAGAAAAUAAUGAUAUCCCAAGUUUGAAUACCACUUUACUACAUAGUAUUUAGAACAUACUGUUUAUUAAAAAUGAAUGCAGUAAGCAACAUAUCAGCUGUACUAGUCUCAUCCUACUGAGAAUGUGCCAUCUAAUGCGCAAUUACGUUGAUUCCCGCCGUUUGGUCAUUUUAGUACAAAGCGUCCUCAGCUGAUUAUCAGCUGUUGUCUAGCAAGACGAUUCUCUUCCUCAUGUGCAGCAAAUUCUACUAGAUGAAAAGACGAAAUGAGUAUGACAUCAUGGCAUUUAAAGCAUACUAAAUAAAUACAAAAUCACACACUAUAAAACCUAUUUUUUUUUCGCAUACCCAAAAUGCCUACUAUUUUGAACUAUUACAGGUAUUCGGACACAGACAAUGACGUUUUAUAAAGCGAAGGGAACUACUUUACAGUCCUGUAGUUAUUUUACAGUCUCUUCCAUUUACAUGGUAAAUACCAACUGAAAUACGAUUGUAAAAUAAAGUGUUACCAUUGCCAAUGUAAUGUGUGAAAUAAUCCCCUUGUAUUAUGAGCAGAUGUGAGAUCAAUUUCUCUUACCACGGUCUGGUCUUUAACAAUUAUUAGCAGAACUGUGCAAAACUGUUUUACAUGUCAGUUCAAUCAGGAAGGAACAAAGUAAAUGUGGUGAUACUCUGAAACAAUAAACACUGUUUAGAAGUAA